This is a messenger RNA of Pararge aegeria (speckled wood butterfly), 18324 nucleotides long. RefSeq names its product histone-lysine N-methyltransferase 2C-like. The record is from RefSeq and is a predicted model, not a curated record. Gene Ontology annotation, cellular component: nucleus; MLL3/4 complex. The transcript has 53 exons. Gene Ontology annotation, molecular function: transcription coactivator activity; histone H3K4 methyltransferase activity; histone binding. Lineage: Eukaryota; Metazoa; Arthropoda; Insecta; Lepidoptera; Nymphalidae. Bases 143 to 15274 code for a protein of 5043 amino acids. Gene Ontology annotation, biological process: positive regulation of transcription by RNA polymerase II.
UCUCAGCGAAUGUUGUAUUUUGUACUUUCGUAAUUUUAUUUUAUUUGUAUUCGCAUAAAAUAAGCUUAAAAUGAUUUUGUUUUCGCAUUUUAUAUCAUUCUCCUAAGUUCAGUAGCGUUCCGGUCCAUCGCAAUAAGUUGCGAUGGACGGACAAGACGAAGGGGUCCUGGAUGUGGAUUUAUUAGCUGAUGAUGGAUCAGACGAAGAGAGCGAGGUUCCACCGUCCUCAGAUUUCUACCCAGGCCCUGCAUCAACACCAACAUCAUGUGCCUCUUCACCGAGAGGCGAGGAACCGGCGUCUCCACUGGCCGUGGUUUCACAACCAGCAUUCUUCCAUCAUCAGACUUACACACGGCCAUUCUUCACAUCAGGCAGGAGGGGCCCUGGUAGGCCGCGCAAAGAGGGCCCUAAGCUGGCACGUGAAGGGAAAAUAGUUAGACGGUAUAGAGGUAAUCUAGCUGGCUCUGUCAGAGGAGCUAAGAGACACCGAAGUAGCCGGGAUGAAGCACCUGAUGAUAUGGUAGACGAGGAUGACUUCACCAUGCCAGCCCCGGAGGAACCGCCAUACAUGCCUGAAAAAUGGCCUGGAAAAGUAUGUGCCUUAUGCAACCUCAGCGAGCGCAGUCAACUGGGACAGGGAGAGAUGCGUCAGACUGUCUGCCCCGUUGAUACCGACGGUAGCACCACGCCGGUGGUAAGCAACUCUGGCGGCGCCACCCCCACCAGUACACCGAGUACACCGAUACUAGCGAUGCCUGCGGGGUUAGCCUCACCACCACCAGAGUUGAUGGAAAGUAUCCAACAGCAACAGGCAAUGCCGCUUAGUAGGCGGCAGAAGGCAUUCAAUAAAUGCAAGACCCCCUUAUACAACAUGGAGCACACGGAUGAACUAUCCAUCAUUGGGUUUAUAGAACCCUUAGAACUGCCUGCAGUGGUAUCAUCUGGAAUGCUUUACGUUCACCGAUCCUGCCUUGAAUUCAGUCCGCCAUUUCAAGAUCAAGUUGCCGCUGCAUGUAAUUCUGAGGAGGAUAAAGAGCAACUAGAAGAAGCCAGGGUUAGAGGGAUUGUUACAGCUGCCCUCAGUAGAAAAUGUUCCUUUUGUCAGCGACACGGUGCAAGCAUUCCUUGCAAGAUGAGUUGCAGUAAAUAUUUCCACCUGCCUUGUGUUCUCGCUUCUGGUGGCUUCAUGGACUUUCAAACUAGAUCAUCGUUUUGCAAGGAUCAUUUAUAUCAAGUGCCAGUCGACUGUACAGGUGAUAUCGACUGUCGGACUUGUAGGACCAUUGGUGACAUAUCAAACUUAAUGACAUGCGUGACUUGCGGCGGUCACUAUCAUGGAACUUGCGUGGGACUCGCUCAGCUGCCUGGCGUGCGAGCGGGCUGGUCGUGCCGUUCGUGCCGCGUGUGCCAGGUGUGCCGCGGCGAGUCCGGCACGGGCUCGGGCGACGCGCGUGCCGUGUCGUGCGAGCACUGCGACAAGCUGUACCACGCUACGUGCCUGCGCCCCGUCAUGGCCACCGUACCCAAGUACGGCUGGAAGUGCAAAUGUUGCCGCGUGUGCAGCGACUGCGGGGCCCGCUCUCCGGGCGCCGGGCCCUCGUCGCGCUGGCACGCGCACUACACCGUCUGCGACUCGUGCUACCAGCAGCGCAACAAGGGCUCUUGCUGUCCACUGUGCCGUCGUGCGUACCGCGCUGCUGCGUAUCGGGAUAUGAUACGAUGUUCUGCUUGUCGCAGAUACGUACACGGAUUGUGUGACCCAGAGGCGGAUCCUCAUCAAUACAGGCUAAAGAAAGAACAGAACCCAACAUAUGAAUACAGCUGUCCUAUAUGUAAAGCAAAUCAGCAAGCGACUGGCUCCAAAUCUGGAUCAUUUGAAGAGGACAAUAUGGCUUCAACAUCUCAAGAUUCCUCGUUUGGUGAGGAUACACCACAAGACCAAGAUCCGCUUGCUAUUGAACCUAAGGUUGUCUCGCAGAUUGAUGUGGGACUAGGAAAAGGCAAACCUUACUCGGUGUCAUCCAAAGUGGCCAAGAAAAAGAUCGGUGGUUAUAAACUCAAAGGUGGCUUCCCACCAGCCGGAAAACUUGGAUUUCAAAAGCGGCAGAGAUCGGUUUUCGAUUUGGGGCGAAAAAGAGGUUCUAAGCCAAAGAUGAGAGGCGUGUUUGGGGUCCCUGGGUUAGGGUUACAAAGACCUCAAGCUCCCGAUAACAAGACCUCUGAUGAUGAUCCAGGGGUUGAAAACAAACUGGUACUGUGUUCAAGUAAAGAUAAAUUCGUGCUGACUCAAGACCUAUGUGUGAUGUGCGGCGCUAUAGGCACUGACUCUGAGGGAUGUCUGAUAGCUUGCUCGCAGUGCGGGCAGACUUAUCAUCCGUACUGUGUCAGUAUUAAGGUGUCCCAAGUUAUAGUGAGUCUCGGUUGGCGGUGCCUCGACUGCACAGUAUGUGAAGGUUGUGGUUCCCGCGGGGACGAACCGCUUCUGGUACUCUGCGACGACUGUGACACGGCGUGGCAUACAUACUGCGCUCGCCCGACUCUAACGGAAGUACCUAGAGGCGCUUGGCGUUGUCCGCGAUGUCGGAGAUGUCUCGUCUGUGGUACUAGAGAUACCGCUCUGUGGUGUGAUAAUUAUACUGAGUGUGCACCGUGCGCAUCACUAGUGAUGUGCUGCGUAUGCACGGAGCCAUAUUCGGACGGCGAGCUUAUCAUUCAGUGCACAGGGUGCUCGCGUUGGUUGCACGCCGCGUGCGACUCCAUCCGCAGUGAGGGCGACGCUGAGACCUGCUGUCGGGCCGGAUACAAAUGCCUGCUAUGCCGCGGUCGCGACGUACCGCCUGCGCAUUUAGUGCGUGCAAUAGAGGCGGCGUGCCCGCAAACCCCCCCACCAGUGCGUCCGCGCCUCACCGCGCUGGCCCUAGGCCUCGCGGGGGAGUACUACGUCGAUGACGUGUGCCUCUCUCAACGAGGGGCCCAUCAUAUGAAGCAGUUGGAAGCAGAGAUGGGGAUAACGCACACGAGAAGAAAACGUAGAUUCAAGAAUGAGAAUACGGAGAAGGACGCCGUGGUUCAGAAUGCAGAAGGCGAGCUGGGCGACGAGACCAAGCCUGAUGGCACCGUGGAAGUCAAAGAGGAACCUGGGCUAACUCCAACCAGCAACCUAAAGGAGGGUAUACUCUGGAACAUAGCGAACGAUGGCCCAGUGCCCGAAGGCUUCACAAUAUACACCACGGACUCCGGCCUCACAGUAUUGAGAAGGAAGCGGCAGCGGAACUUGAACAAACUCGGCAUCGGCGGCUUUGUGGUGCGACAGAGACAGAACACCAAAGCUCAGGCGGACGACGAGAAAGACGGAGAUGGAACACAGGGGUCCAGUGAUUCCCCGAGUAACAAACGCAAGCCGCGUCGCAAACCGCGCUCCAAGCUUAUGGAGCAGUUUCCCUCCUACAUGCAGGAAGCAUUCUUCGGCAAAGACCUGCUUGAGCCAACUAAACCCGCUAUUACUUCUACUGGUGCUGGAGGUAUAAUGGAGGCAGAGGGCAGCGGUCGCGGUGCUACACCGGAGGGAUAUCGGGAACUGCGCGACUUCGACAACUCUGACAGUGAUGGCGACGACGUACUCUCUGCGUUAUGCUCCUUCAACGACCAUGAUAACACUGUCUUCAUAACCCUUAACACGGAAGAAAAUGAUAUUCUCCAAUCAUUGAAACCCAAAGAAGAAAAAGACGAAGGGAAUUUAUUAAUAGACACAACAAAGAUUAAGACCGAGGCGUCCGAUGAAUACCAGUUGAAACACACAGAGGACUCAACAGCGUUGAAGAACGCAAUCUUGGGUCCACCGCCUACUGAAAGUGACGCUGCUCCUACCGAUGUACCUGUACACACUCCGAAACAAGAAAAUAUCAGCGCAGAAACAAGCGUUGGCUCGCAAUCGUCUAGAAUAUCGCCGAAGGAUGAGCUGUCACUGCUGGGUGUGAAUUUAGACGCGAUGGUGCGGGACACGCUACCGGAUAUGGACAGCAACGACGUAGAUGAGAUAUUCAAGGGUGUACUCACUGAUGAUUCACAGGAAUCCCAGGAGUCAACAGUUUCAUAUGUGAAUUCUAUGGCUGGAACUCCAUACUCACAACAAAGGCAACAACUGCAGAGUCCUAUGGAAUAUACAUCACCCUAUCACUCAGAGUUUGGCAGCGGCAGCGCACUUAGCCCUCUAUACGGCGACUGCAGCGGAGGUUCCGGCACGAGUGCGGGCACGGGCGCAUGGAACGAGCAGCCCGCACCGCCACCGUCGUACAACCAGCGCAGUGCAGACAAGAUGCGUGCUGACGAGAGUCUAGGUUCAGCGGCAACAAUAUCAGCGGUGCUAUAUGCCAACACCAACCACCCGGAAUGGAAGACCGAGUUCCCCAACUGGGUGGAUCGUUGCAAGCAAAUCCUUAAGAAAUGGCGGGCACUACCCUCCGAGCAAAAGGCGCCCUACCUCCAACGCGCGAGAGACAACCGCAGCGCUAUUCGUAUGAAAAAAGCUCAACAGGAGCAAGAGCGAGCUUGCAGCCAACAGAGAACCGCGCGAGAAGCUGAACAAGAGCGUCAGUGGAAACAGUUACAGCAACUUCGCCAACAGCAAACGCAGCAACAGCAGCAAAUCAUACACGAUCAGAGGAUCCAAGCAGCAAUGCAGCGUAUCCGCGGCCCCGACGGCAGCAGUCCCCCGGGGGCGGGCAGCGCCCCGUCCCCCGCGCCGGCGGACGCCCCCCGCGCGCCCUUCCCCGCGCAGCGCUUCCCCCUUUACGCCACUAACGAGGACAUCAACCGCCAACUGCGGGACCUACUGCAGCGGCACCCGCACCCUGAUAAGAUGUGGCCACCGCAACAGCGCGAUUGCGAACCGGGAGUUGACGAGGGAGUGUCCGCUAAUGCAAACAACGAAGGAGGCUCGUUCCGUGCGCCGCCCCCCGUCGCACUGCGGGCUCGUGCGCCGCACCCGCACCAAAUGACAAUGCAACAUCGACCUGAGCACAUGAUUAUACAACACCGUCUCAUCGGUGAUAAUUCGCAAAUACAACAAAACAUUGCUAAUGCAGCUGCCCAACAAAUGGUGGAACAAAAACAGAUGGCUGCCUCACAGGGAAACGCUUCUUCUGCUGAUAAACAUGAUGGACACGAUCAAGGUACGGAUGAAAUGGAUAUUGGAGACAUGGACAAGCUCGAACAAGAUACAGGCAAUAUUGGAGAGGUGGACAUCUUAACGGGUUUGAGCGGCGAAGACGACGAGAAGCUUCUAGAAUCCCUUACGUCAGAGAUAGGCGAGCAGUUUAAUAUACUGGAGUAUGCAGACCCUGAGCUAGCUGCGUUGGGCGAUGAGCACCUUUUGGAUGGCCUCGAUCUGCCUGACGACGUGACUGACCGCGCGGAUCGUUCUGACCACCCACACCAGAAGCGCAUGCCCGACGAAGACUCCGAGCAAAAGGGUGACAACAAGAUGGACAGUGAACUCCAGAAGGCCGUAAAGAACAUAGAGUAUGCUAAACUAUCGGUGAAAUCGGAACUUACGGAGGUUAAAGCGGAGGUUCUCGAAACAAAAACUGAAGUUCCAGUGUCCUCAAGCAUGGGGCAAAUGUUCCAAGACAACAUUCAAAGAGUAAUUUCACAGAAUCACCAAAUUGCCUUACACUCGAUGCAAGCAGUGAAAGGGGAGGUCAAGGCAGAGUGUGAAGAGACAAAAGAAAGCGAUUGGCCACGGCCCGUUUUUUCACACAUGUUUGGACUACAGAUACCCACUCAGCAAGCGCAACAAAUACGCGCCGGCCCGCAGAACGUGGCGCAACCGUUAUCGGCGCGCCCUCAAGGACAGAUUCUCAAUCAACAUGUACAGUUUACACAGAACCCUAAUGCUAACAGCGCGGCUGCGGCUGCGGUGAGUGCCUUGAGCGCCAGCACGCAAAGCAUCGUGAACGCUAUGACGGCUCAAGUCCAGGCGGCUUUGGCUGCGGGACGAGCCAUCGCGCCUGGUACCCGCUUGCUGGGAGCCGAUGGAGCGGUCGGUGUCGUGAGACAAGACCGCUCCGUUGCAUUAGCCGCUCUACCGCAUUCCGCAGCGCGCGGCAUGGUGGCAGCGGCUCGUCAGUUGGCGCCGUCUGCUUUACGCCAGGACUCACCACUCACCGUUUCAUCGCUAUCCGGAAGCCAAGGAGUAUCCGGCGUGCCCACGGGAGUACGCAGCGCACCACCACCGCCUUAUCCCGGCUUGCGUGCUCCACCACCACCCCCCUACCCUCAGUUACAGGCGCCCUUUGACGCGGACUGGGGCGACUGGCUGCACCGCCGCCCGCUGCUGCUGCAGAACGUAAACCAGGAGCAACCGUUGCUUCUGGAGGAGCUGUUGGAGCAGGAGAAGCGCGAGCAGGAGCGCGAGGGCGGCGAGUGGAGCGCGGGCCCGCCGCCCGCGCCCGCGCCCGCGCCGCCGCCGCCCGCCGUGCCGCUGUUCGCCGCGCCCGCGCCGCCGCAGCCGCCGCCGCCGCCCGAGCGCGCCGCCAGCGAGGCCGACCACCACGCGCGCCUGGCCUACGAGCAGUGGCUCACCGCCUACAACACCUUCGCCUCCGACCAGCUGCGCUACUACGAGCAGGAAGUGCAGAAACUGCGCAAGAUCCGCAAGUCGCUGAAUAGUAAGCAGCGGCAAUUGAGAAAAUCGGGGAACGAGCUGAUGCCGAACGACGCCGCCGAACUUCAGAGAGUGUCGACCGAGCAGCAGGCGUUACAGAAACACUUGGAAGCUGCUAGAAAACAAGCCAGGCAGCACAGUAUGCUCAUCCAGGAAUACGAUACGAAGCAACGUCAACAGAAUCCACAAUUAACACAACAAACCAUUAUAAAUCAGCAACAGAUUUCUAAUCAGACUGUGUUCGCUCAAAAUCAGAACAUAAACCAAAGUCAACAAAUGCAACAGCAGGCUACUAUAAACAGACCGAUGCAAAUAGGAUUGCAGGGCACCACAAUACAGCAACAAACAUUGAUCCGAACACAGCAAACUGUUCUCGGUUCCGACGGACAACCGCUGCCUCAACAGAGAAUAGGAUUAGUCACUUCACCGCUCAAUACCCAGGGCAGAAUCUUACAAGGCGCUCGUACGUUAGUUAUUGAGCAAACUGGUUCGCCGCAGCAACAGUUGGUCCGGCAAUUAUCGGGAGUACAGGACAGACCUCAGUCGGUGAGCGGAAUAGUGCAGUUCAAUCAGCAGCAGAUGGCUAAUGUCCGAAAUAACAUGCCCGUGGGUAAUCAAACUCCCCGCCCGUCUAAUCAGAGGCCAGUUAUGUCGCCGCUACAUGUCCAGUCUCCUCAUUCGCAAUCUCCUCUUCACUCUCUGGCUCCCCAGUCCCCAUUACACCCUAUGGCGUCACCGAUGCAGUCCCCAUUGCAUUCACAACAGUCUCCGCUACAUCAUACGUCUCAAUCUCCCUUGCAUUCAGCGACACAAUCACCUCAUCAUACGCAGCAGUCGCCAAUGCAUUCUCAGCAGUCGCCAAUGCACGUGCAGCAAACGAGUAUACCGCAACAGAGUCCGAUGCAUUCACAACAGAGCUCGAUGCAUCCGCAGCAAUCUCCUAUACACCAGCAGAGUCCAAUGCAUUCGCAAAAUCAAAUGUCCACACAACAUUCUCCGAUGCACCCGCAACAGAGUCCGAUGCAUCCGCAACAAAGUCCAAUGCAUCCGCAACAAAGUCCGAUGCAUCAGCAGCAAAGUCCGAUGCAUCAGCAGCAAAGUCCUAUGCAUCCGCAGCAGAGCCCAAUGCAUCAUCAACAAAGCCCGAUGCAUUCUCAGCAAUCUCCGAUGCAUUUACAACAGUCGCCGAUGCAUACGCAGCAAUCCCCGAUGCAAUCGUCAAUGUCGCCACAACAUUUUCUGCAACAACUGCAAGCUCAGAGAACAAGUCCACAACUGCCUACGCCUAGCCGCAGUCCGCAGAUUUAUCAACAAUCACAAAUUCAAAGUCCCGUAGCCUCUCAUUCGCCACAGCUACAAAACAAUGAUUAUACAACUGGUAGAUUCUCUCGGCCUGCUCCUGGGUGUUCACCAUUGCCUACACGUUUUGCUCGGCCACCGCAUCACCAGCAAGGUAUGCGGGUUGGUGUACCCUUCGUUGGGCGUCAACAAACUUCCCCACUCGGUAGCCCACAACCUCUACCGUCGCCCGGAAAUUCAACCAACGAAAUGACUCGCCAACAAAUCCUACAAAGGCAGCAAUACAGUCCUAUGGGUGGUGCUCCGGCCUCUCCAUCGUUAUCGCGAUCUCCUCAUGUGGCACGCACACCCACUCCGUCCGCGUCACCGGCCGCUUCCCCAGCACCCCACCACGAGCACGGCGGUGGCACCCACCACCACCACCACAUGGCACCCAUACCUCCAGGAUACAGAUACUUCAAACCUGGCCUCUUUGGAGGUGCUCCAGUAUGGCCAACAAAAGAAGACGACAGACGACGCGCUACUCACAUAAAUAAAGUGUCCAUACUUAAACGGCGCACGCCUCCUCGACCGAGAUUUUCAGGAAAGACUGGCGCUCCCGGCACUGAAACUCGCAUUGAUGAUAUUGCUGAAACGAGCGAUGCACGAAAGUAUGUGCUUUACUCUUCGGGCAGUGUUGAAUAUUCGAGCGCAUCUGAUGACUCUGCUCGUAUGAGCUUUUCCAAAGAUGACGACGACGAAGAUAUGCAAGAUUUUGUCGACCAUUUAGAUGAUGACGAUAUAGUUGUAGUAGAACCUGGCGCUAUAUCACCUGAGGAGCGCAUAGCUACAGAAGAAGAUUUUGAGGAACUGAUUGACAGUGGUAAACCAGAAGAUGAAGCCGAGGAAGAGAUUCUUCAAGAUAAACCUCCAACGCGUACAGAAACAACAACUAAAACUGUGGCAGUAAUAAGUUUAGCGCCCGCGAAGCAGCCGUCAUCUAAUAUGCAGCAAUAUAAAAUAGUCAAUCAAUCGCAAAGCUCGGCACUCUCACGUUUACCAGUUCUAAGCGCCACUGUGCUUUCACCGCAUUCGAACACUAAAAUAUUGAAUGAAGUUUCUCAAGCUACAGUUGCAUCUGUGUCGAUCGCCAAUCAAACUAUUUCUGUACCGGUAUUAAAAAAUCUUUCAGUACCUGUAGCUAAUGUUACUGGUCACGGUUCUGGUAUACCCAAACCUCAAAUGAAAAAGGUACCUUUGAACAUAAGUAAUCCUCCACUUACUGUAAACAUGUCAUCUCAUUCUAUGCCCAAGCCAAUGAAUUCCGUCAUAAGCGUAAUAUCUUCUAAUGUCGCGAAGAGUGCCAGUAUGAAUCCGGUUAUUACACUCGCUACCUCAAACUCAAUUGCAGGUACAUCUAGGGUACCAGUUUCCAUCCUUACUCAGCCUCAAGUAAAACAAAAAAUUGUAAAAACCAUAGAAAAACCAAUGGCGUUAUCACUAUCAAACACAAAACUGUCAAGCUUAUCGGUAACUCAUGAUGCUACUUUGCCUGCUAAGAUCUUCCAAGAUGAGGCUGCAUCACCAGACAGCACAGUAGCAUCUGAACAUAACAUGGAUAUGCAAAAUCCUUCUGUGAACCAGCAUUUGCUCUCUUUGUCCUCGCAAGAAAUGAAACAAAAAGAUCAACACUCCUCUAUGCAAUCGACUAAAGACAUUGACAUUGAAAGUGAAAUUAGUAAACAGACCGAGUUGCCACAUACUCUUUGUUUGUCAGAUCGUACUCCACUUUUACUCGGAAAGGCAGACAUAAAGAGUCCCGAUCCCAUACCAGAAAAGAUACCUGACAAUAUUAUGGAGGGUGACGAUGAAGACAAGCCAGAAGAUUCUUUGCAGAACCAUUUGUUGUUGUCUUAUAAUAAAACUUUGCACGAGCAACAAAUACCUAACACAUCUUCUGCAGGCAAAAACGCCGAAGAAAAUGUAGUAAAAACCAUUAAAGCAAUAGCAAAUCAAACAAAAGAGAUGGUGAUUGAUUCUAAUAUGCAAAUAACUUCGGAUAUUACUCAAGAUUCGGUUCAGAUAUCUAUACCAUCGCCUACUCCUUCACAAGAAAGAUAUUUAAAUGAUAUAACAAUGCGAGAUCACCCAGAAACAGUAGAAGGUACUCCCAAACAUGUAGAAUCAUUCGAACAUAUGUUAAGUUUUCUAGAGAACAUUACCGAUGAUAAUAAAAGAAUGGGUAUGAAACAAGCAAAUGUAAAAAAACCUAAUCCGCCGCCUACUCAAAAUCCUAAUUUAAAUCCAAAUCAUGCUUUAAAACAACAAGAAAGUAGAGAAACAAAAGAACCACCCGCGUUUCCAACUAGAGACGUUGAAAGGAUUGCAAUGCAAUCAGCAACCAUACCUCAAUUAUCGCCUUUAUCCCAACCAGCAGAGUUGACGUCUAACAUGGCAAAUGUAUCACAGCAGUUACGGUCUAUUAUGUCUUCUUUAAACACUAAUACAUCUAAAGUGGAAUCACAGACAAUUAUGAGAAAAAAUAGUGAUGCUACAGCCCCUACACAAGUCAACUUUGAAACUCUACUUCCAUCUUCAAAAGUGGAAAUAGCCACAUCGCGACCAUCGCCUAUACAAAGAAUAGAAAAACCGCAAACUUCUAAUUCCAGUUCAGAAACAAUACCUAUGAGUGCAGCGCAGAUGAUUGGAUCUCGACUUAAUACUUUGUCAUCAAUGGGACAAAUGAGAAAAUCUCCAAAUAUAUCACCUAUUAAUUCCCCUGUAGGGAUGCAAAAUACUAUGAUGAAAUCUCCGGCACAAUCGCCUCUUAUUAACAAUCAGACGUUUAACUUAGGCGAAGAAUCUCACAAUGCAAGCAUAACUUCUCAAAUGAUGCAAAUGCCAGCUUUAUCAAAAAUACACAAUAAUCCUUCAACACCUUCUUCUUUGAUACACUCCAAUAACAUAACCACAACGAGUGUUAGUAGUUAUCCAAAACCUCAGUCUUUGCCGACUAGUAUACUGGGCCACACCUUAUUACAGCCUACUAGGCAAAUAAAUACCAGCAAUUUACAAUUUAAUCCGCAAAAUAUCAGUUCUAGCCAACCGCCGGCUUUGGUUAUGACAUCAAGAGCAAUAAUAAGUAACAAAGAACCUGCUCCUAAUGUUACCGUACGUACACACAGUAUCGUGAGCACAGGUAUGGGACAAAUGCAACCUAAACCUGCACAAGGUCCCAUUAGCUUCGUGACAUCAUCAAAGCUCUUACAUACGCAAUUGACUUCACCAUUAAAACGAUCAAAGUCAACCGAUGAACCAAAGAGCGAAGUAAUAGUGGGCCACAUUCAGCCGACCAAAAGACAUAGUGUGGAAUCGGUUAUAGUUAAAUCGGAACCCAUGGAAACUGAUGAAUCAACAGUUGCAACAGAUAAUUUGGGAAAUAAAAUAAUUCAACAAAAUGCAGCGAACCAAAGAAACGACGAGUCACAAAAUGUAUUGCUAAAACAAUUAUUACAGACCACUACUACAACGUCGACGGUUGUUCCACAACGAACAGUGACGAUACAAAGAAGUGCCCCUGCUUUAGGUACAAUUCCGUCUUUAGAAGCUCAGUUGGCGAGACCAGCAAUUCCGCCACCAACCCUAGCUUUAACUCAAGAAGUAGAAAUACCCAAGAGUUCUCCUAGACAUAUAACUACAGUGAGUUCCCCUUAUUCCAACCGUCCAAUUCAGACGUCAAUCCCUACAUCAUCAAUGUCUCCUUUGAUUUUAACUCAAUCCUUAAUGGACGUAAGAAAGACACCGAUGAAGUUCUUAAAUAAAGAAGAGACAACCCCUGUACCAGAAUGUUCGCCCACGAUCAAAUCUUUACCCAUGUAUCCAACAAGUAUAGAAAAUCAGCAACUUCAACAAACCAUAAAAAAAGAAGUAGCUCCACCGCAACAAAGCCCUAUACACCGCCCAUUUACACCACUGGACGUUAAAAAGGAACUUCUCGACGAGAGUUCUCAACAAUCUGCAACUUCCGGUGUUUCUACUGCAUCCGAUCAAGGCAAAUUAGAUCAACCAAUGAAAGAGGAAUUCCCAGAGAGUGUUAAUAUGGAAAGUUCAUCAGAUAUCAAUCCGUCAGAAACGCCAUCGGAAGCUAAGAGACGUAAGCGACGAGAAUAUCAACAAAAGAAGCGAAAACAAAUGCAACUAAAUAUGAAAGCGGCCGCAGAAAAUAAUAUGAAUGCUGUAAACGCUAAAAAGCGCCCUCGUAAAGGUUCUAGAUAUGAAGAAGAUUACGAUACCUUCAUUGACAACUUAAUGGCCCAAUUAAGAUUACUGCCGCCUAUGCAGAUCCAAGAACCUGCUUUGACUACUAACUUUGCAGUUUGUCCGCUGUUUGGGUCUGGCGAUUUGACAAAACUGAAAAAUAAAGACUAUGAUAUUCUGAAAGGUGAUUUAUUGGGUGAUUUUGGGAAUGCUAAAAUACCGAACGUAGCCGAUUAUUAUAACACCAAGCCAUUCGGAGAUGAGGAACCGCUUCCAGAAAAACCCGCAUCAUCAACACAAAGAGGUUUCUAUGAUCAAGAAUUUCAGCCUAUACUAUUUGAUGAAGAUCCUGAGGACAAGAAACUUGAUUUUAUCUGCAAAGAGAGAGAUACAGAUACACCGGAUACUAUAGUCAGUUGCUCCAGUCCGGAGGGAUACGAAAUUGAUCAUGACGAUAGAUUCCCAUAUCUUAAACCAAUUGAUAACGAUGAAGAUGAAGAAGAUGAAGAAUCGUCUUUAUCAGGCCGUGUUUCACCAGUUUUACCAGUCGUAUCGCCUAUUCCAAUAAGAGUUAAACCGCUUUCUUUAUACCAACUAAAAGAUGAGGAGGAUAAUCAGAAAUCAUUAAAAACAUUGGAUACCGAAACUCCACUAAAAACAAAAAUGGAGGACUCUCCUGGUAGCGGAGAAAGCAAUGAAAAUGUUACAGUCACUCUUACUCUCACCUCUGGCGCUGCAGAAGAUAUUCUAGGUGUAUUGAAAGAACUUGCGGGUAUACUGCACAUCCCACCACCCACUUCCUAUCAAAUAAUAGAACGUACGGCCACUCCGCCGUCUCAUAAACUUGGACUGUACAGAUCAAAAGGUAAAGAUGGCAAGGAAGGAACGCCUAUUGAUAUUCAAAGUAUUUUGAACGGAGCGGCGAAAUUCUGCAGACACUGUGAUGUAGUGAUUUUGGAUUCUGUUGUUAGAGCAAAAGCGUCUGAAUUUCCUCUUUUAUCUGCUAAUAAAGGAAACGCUGAAGAAAUACUGUGUGAUAGCGAUUCGGAACUGUAUUUUUGUAGUACACAGUGCUAUGAAAGAUUCGCAUGGCGUCCAACGAAUAUUAUUUUAGAUGGAAAAUCAAAAACGAACAUCAAAGAGGACAGCAAAUCUGAUAUAGAAACCAAUUUGUCAAAAGAUAGGGAUGAUUUUGAUACUGCAUCUACAGAAAGUAUGGAAACAGAUGAGCUGGACAUAAAACCUGACAUCAAAGAUGAGAAAAUGGAUUUCUCGUUCAUGGACUCCUUAGAUAAUGAUGAAUUAAUGAAAGAGGUCGGUGAUGAUGUAAGCGCACUCGAUGAAGAUCUAAAGAGUAUCGAGACUGAUGAGAAAAGUAAUCAAAGCGUUGAAAAAGAGAAAUUCAGAGGAACACGAUACAAAACUUGGUCACCAGGUUGUAUCGGUCCACCGAUAAAGUAUAAACGCCCAACCGACCGAGAACUGACUGAACUAGUAUUUAGAACCGGCGUUGCCAUUAUGCCCGUUACAAACGAAGAUGCCAGGAAGUGUGAAUUGUGUGGAAUUCAAGGUGACGGAGUCGCGGAUGGUGUAUCGAGGCUACUAAAUUGUGAUGUUGAUAGAUGGGUUCAUCUUAAUUGUGCUCUCUGGUCGGAAGGCGUUUACGAGACUGUAAGCGGCGCACUAAUGAACGUAGACUCUGCUUUGGCAAACGGUUCCAAUGCAACGUGUGCAGUGUGCAGAAGGCUUGGAGCAACCGUACGAUGCUUCAAGGUGCGAUGUGGAAGCGUGUACCACGUGGGAUGCGCUGUGAAGGAGAAUUGCGUGUUUUACAAGAACAAGACUGCCUUCUGCGCUUCACACGCACCAAAGAACGAGAAAGACAAUGAGCUGACUACACUGAGCGUCGGUCGGCGGGUGUUCGUGUGCCGCGACGAGCAACGCCAGGUUGCAUCGGUUAUGUUGCACUCGGACACCAACCACCUCAUCCGCGUUGGCGGGCUCAUCUUCCUCAGCCCGGGACACCUGUUGCCGCACCAGCUAGCCGCCUUCCACACGCCAGACUACAUAUACCCCAUUGGAUAUAAAAUCGUGCGGUUUUACUGGUCCAUGCGGCGCGCCAACAGCCGCUGUCGCUACGUGUGCUGGAUCUCUGAGGAGGAGGGCCGGCCGCGCUUCCACGUACGCGCGCAGGACGAAACACUGCAAGAACUGAGCGCACCGACGCCGAGAGCCGCCUGGGCAGCUGUUUUGGAUGCAAUAGCAAUUUUAAGAGAGGGCAGAGGGGAGGAUGGCGUUUUGAAACUUUGGCCUAACUACGUCACCGGAGAAGAUCUUUUCGGACUUACUGAACCUGCUGUAGUCAGGGUUCUGGAAAGCUUACCAGGCAUAGAAACACUCACGGACUACCGCUUCAAGUUCGGGCGUUCUGCUCUCCUGGAGGGCGGGCUAGCCGUCAACCCGUCGGGAUGCGCUCGCAGUGAAGCCCGCUGUGCGCGCGUGUGGCGGCGGGCGGCAACGAGGUCGUUACAGCCCGCACCGCCGCCGCCCCUCGACGCGGCGCACUCCACGCACCCCGCGUGCCCGUACUCCAAACAAUUCGUGCACACCAAGAGCAGCCAGUAUAAGAAGAUGAAGCUUGAGUGGCGAAACAACGUCUACCUCGCAAGAUCCAAAAUACAAGGACUAGGGCUGUAUGCAGCGCGCGAUUUGGAGAAACACACCAUGGUGAUAGAGUAUAUCGGAGAGAUCAUCCGCUCGGAGCUCUCUGAGAUCAGAGAAAAGCAGUAUGAAGCAAAGAACCGCGGCACUUACAUGUUCCGCCUGGACGAGCGGCGGGUAAUUGACGCGACCCUCUGCGGCGGUCUGGCGCGUUACAUAAAUCACUCGUGCCAACCUAAUUGUGUGACUGAGAAGGUAGAGGUAGACCGACAUCUACGCAUCAUUAUCUUUGCCAAGCGACGCAUUGCGCGCGGCGAGGAGCUGGCGUACGAUUACAAAUUUGACAUCGAGGAUGACGCACACAAGAUCAUGUGUAUGUGCGGUGCACCCAACUGCCGGAAAUGGAUGAACUGAGCUAAACCAAACCACCGGAAGUGGCUGAACUGUGUCUCCUCGCUCCACCAACGCAAGUGGAUGAACUGCGCUGCAACCGAAUACCGCAAGUGGAUGAAAUAUGCGUUGUGCCUAAUUAUCGCAAAUGCAUGAACUAAGCGACGCGACUAAAUUGUAUGUACCAAAGUGAUUUACAACCCUAUAAAUAAGCGAAACUAUCAUUUUAGUUACGAAUAUAUAUAAAAGCUGACGUGUGAUUUAUCUUAUAAAUAAAUAAAGACAAUAUCGACAGAAUUGUACAGCGCCUUUAGUACGAGUUUGCUGAUCUCGAAAACGUUUAGUUUACACGAGCUUCAGUAUUCAUAACAUCAAAGUGAUAUGAACAUAAAGGUCUCUGUUUUAUAGUGGUACAUUCUGUACAAUCGAUUUUUACUUCACAAAGUUUUCGCUAGCUGUGUGGAAUACUAUAAAACAGAACUCGUACUGCGGGUAAACACACCGUUCGAUAGGCGAACGGUUUGUAAAUAGCAUAGUAUAUUGAUUGAUAUAAAGAUCAUUGUUGUUAUUGAAUUUUAACGUGUUUUAGAUGUGAAUGUUCCGAAAGUAUACGUAGUUUAAUUUUAUAUUAUUAUUAAUGUAUUCUAUAGAAGUUUUUUUUUCCUUUGUGACCGCUUUUUCAACUUUUGACGUAUAUCGUAUAAUGAUUCAUAUUUUUGUUGAUCGGCGAAAGUUUUAUUUACUGUUGGUAUCGAUGAUUUAUUUACGAUAUAUUUAAAUUAUUAUUAUCACGUAAAUUAUAUUGAUUAGUAUCACAAAAUACAGAUAUUCCUUUUUAUAUAAAGUUCAUUAUUGUGUAAUUUAUAUGAAAUAAAUUAUAAUUAUUUCUUUUCGUCAAUAUCAGUGAUGAAAGUGUUGAGCGCUAGGUUAAGUUACCGUGUAAACGAGUCUGCAUUUAGUGUCGCAUAGCACGUGUUAUUAGCUGUUUAAAUACAUAAUGCCACAUUGUGCCUGACCAGUUUUGUAUGUCUUUUCACUUAGGGCAUCGCUCCCGCGAGCGAUUUAGUUCGUACGAUCGCGGUCGAUUCCAUGCUCAAAAUUCAACUUCACUUAAAUUAGUAAUUUUUUUCAUCUCAUGCUUAAUAGCGUAGCCAGGUGGUGAUGACCUCAAUCCUAUGUACCCUAAUUAGAAAGCAAACACAUUUAUUUAUUUACACAAAAGUUAGUAUUAAAAAAAAACCUUCGCACCAGUUAGUAUUUAAAAAACCUGAGUGCUGGUAUUACCGAAACUAGACAUGCGAAGUUGGCGAACUCGCUGUCAUCGCGUUACCUCGUACUGCAGAUAUAAGUUACAAACGUACUAAUUUCACACUUCAAAUCGCCCAUAAAGCUUCCAGCGUAGAAAAUCCUGGCUACAUCCUUGGUUAUUUCAAAUAAUAAGACAAAAUCUCUAAAGCAUCUGUGUCCAAUAACUUUUCGAAUUAAUUUUAUCAAUUACUUAAUAAAAUUGUGUUUUAUUUAACUGGUAGAGAAUCUGAAACAAUUAAAUAAAAAAAAAAAUACGGAAGAAGUUUUACAAUAUUACAGCCAGUGAGGCUCAAAUAAAUCAAAAUUUGUCGCUACAUAACCUGAGCUGAAGAAAGAAACAUGUGAUUCCUAUUCCAUCGAUUAGGAAUUUCGUACUCUAGCUUUGAAUACCUUAAUCAGAUCCUUAUAAAAUUUAAAUGGGACCAACUAGAAGGUAAACCCUAAAAAGUGUUGGUUGUCGGUUGAUAGAAACAUUUAAUUACAACAUUAUUUUGUUGAUUUCGUAUUAAAUUUUAUUUAUAAGUAACAAAAAAUAUCAUAUUAUGUCCAAAUAGACCAACAAAGAUAAGUCAUCAGGUUUUUAACGCUUAAUUUGGUCCAGUUAAAUAAAACCCUCUAAACAGUUGUAAAUAAAAAAAAAUUACGAGCCUCGCAGUUGAGAACAUUAAAUUUGAGCGGAAUUUAUAGUUAGAGUAAUUUAUACAUUUAUAACCCGAAAUGCAGGUGUACCUCGCAUAGUAGGAGCUAAGUACUGGUUGUUAUUGGUUCUUUUUUGGUUGUACACAAAUCUACAGAAGUUGUGAUACUUUUUAGAACAGAAUAUUUACUGCGUCAACACUGAAUGUGAUAGCUACUCUAUUAGCGCGGCGAUAGGUUGUAAUUUUUUUUCAAUCGCACUGCAUGUCUAAAGUUAUAGCCAAUCCAAAUAAAAUACACCAAACGUUUACAGCACUAUGCUAGUGUACAAUAUACUAGAUUAUGUUCAUAAUGGAAAGAUGGAAGAAAAUGGAAAUUUUAAGACGCUGCUGACACCAUUCAACUGACCGUGGACGGUCGGCUGCCUGCCAGUUGGGCGUCUCACAAAAUUAUUAUUUAGGUAAACAAGUCCAUUAACUACUUUUAGGAUUUUAUUAACAACCGUAUUAGAAACUGGGUGCCAACAAGAACGGGAUAAGACCACACCUUGAUCUAUUACAUGUGGCGAUAAUAGUAAAAUUUUUAAAACCCGCCAACAAAUACAUGCCCAGCAGUGGGAUGUUAAUAGGCUGACGAUGAAGAAGAUUUAGUUCACGGAUUUGUGUACAACCAAACUAGCGCCCGUCGCUUAGUGUGCGUAAAAUUGAGUUUGUUGUAAAAUAAUUUGUAAAUGUAAUGGAAGUGGUCGUAAGUAGGAAUUAGUGAGAAAUGUUUUACAAUGUAAUAUGAAUUGGAAGCUAUAUUAGUCUAGUUGGGUGUUUUUGUACGCCGAGUAUUUUCGAAGAGCAUGAAAAUACACAAUAUAUUUAUAGACAUAAUAUUAUACACGAAUAUUUUCGGUGUGAAGCUAACUUGUAAUCAGAAAUACAUUUUUGUAAAGAUCAGUUUUUUACAUCUUUCUGUUAAUAGAUUCGAGAAUGCUUGGCGUGCUAAUGUGCUGGUAUAAAUAGGUUUAACGUUCCGGUGGCCAUCUAUCUAAAAAUGUUUUGUCACGAAAUGUAUGUAAUUAUAAGUUUAAAAUGUGCAAUAUCGAGUCAGUACCGAAAUUGUAAAUAAUAUUCACUUUGAAA